Syzygium oleosum is the source of this 2335-nucleotide messenger RNA. RefSeq names its product importin subunit alpha-1a-like. Gene Ontology annotation, cellular component: cytoplasm; nucleus. Lineage: Eukaryota; Viridiplantae; Streptophyta; Magnoliopsida; Myrtales; Myrtaceae. The record is from RefSeq and is a predicted model, not a curated record. The transcript is spliced from 11 exons. Gene Ontology annotation, molecular function: nuclear import signal receptor activity; protein binding. Bases 216 to 1808 code for a protein of 530 amino acids. Gene Ontology annotation, biological process: NLS-bearing protein import into nucleus.
AGCAAUCACUCGCUCUCACAAACCCUCCUUCCUCCCUUCCUUCCUCCUCUCUCCGUUACAGUCGGUCGCUUUUUCCCCUGAAAUCGAUCGGAGAAUUCCUUCGCCGCCGUGCCCAAUUCUCCGGCCCCGAUAGGGUUCCGGAUCCCUCCGGCGGAGCCCCCGCCGAUCCUGCUGCUCUCCGGCAAGCCUUCUCUCUCCUCCCCUCCCUCGGAGCCAUGUCGCUGCGACCUAGCGCGAGGACGGAGGUCCGCCGGAACCGGUACAAGGUGGCGGUGGACGCGGACGAGGGGCGGCGGCGGCGGGAGGACAACCUGGUGGAGAUCCGGAAGAGCCGCCGGGAGGAGAGCCUGCUGAAGAAGCGGCGCGAGGGGCUGCAGGCGCAGCAGGCGCCUCCCUCGCUUCACUCGUCCGCCGUCGAAAAGAAGUUGGAAAAUCUACCUUCCAUGGUUGCUGGUGUAUGGAGCAAUGAUAAACCUAUGCAACUUGAAGCAACAACUCAAUUUAGAAAGCUACUUUCAAUAGAGCGGAGCCCGCCCAUUGAGGAGGUAAUUCAAUCGGGUGUUGUUCCACGCUUUGUCGAGUUUCUUAUGAGGGAAGACUUCCCUCAACUUCAGUUUGAAGCAGCUUGGGCACUGACCAACAUUGCUUCCGGUACAUCUGAGAAUACCAAGGUGGUAAUUGACCAUGGAGCUGUUCCUAUAUUCGUGAAACUUCUUGGUUCUCCCAGUGAUGAUGUGCGUGAGCAGGCUGUUUGGGCUCUAGGAAACGUUGCUGGUGAUUCUCCCAAAUGCCGUGACCUUGUACUUUCAAGCGGUGCUUUGAUUCCGUUGCUGGCACAAUUGAAUGAGCACGCGAAGCUUUCUAUGCUUAGAAAUGCCACCUGGACGCUUUCGAACUUCUGUAGAGGGAAGCCACAGCCACCUUUUGAGCAGGUUAAGCCUGCACUUCCAGCCCUUGCACAUCUUAUCCAUUCGACUGAUGAAGAGGUCUUGACGGAUGCUUGUUGGGCUCUAUCAUACCUUUCUGAUGGCACAAAUGAUAAAAUUCAAGCUGUGAUUGAAGCUGGUGUAUGUCCUCGUCUUGUGGAACUACUGCUUCACCCAUCUCCAUCUGUGUUGAUUCCUGCCCUUCGCACUGUUGGAAAUAUCGUCACUGGAGAUGAUUUGCAAACCCAGUGUGUCAUCGAUCAUCAAUCGCUCCCCUGCCUUCUGAACCUGUUGACUGGUAAUUAUAAGAAGAGCAUCAAGAAGGAAGCUUGCUGGACCAUCUCGAAUAUUACAGCUGGUAACAAGGAACAGAUACAGGCUGUCAUUGAGGCUAAUAUCAUUGCUCCAAUGGUACAACUACUUCAAAAUGCUGAAUUCGAUAUAAAGAAGGAGGCUGCAUGGGCAAUCUCAAAUGCCACAUCUGGUGGUUCUCAUGAACAAAUCAAGUUCCUAGUAAGUCAAGGAUGUAUCAAGCCCUUAUGUGAUCUUCUCGUCUGCCCUGAUCCGAGGAUUGUGACAGUUUGUCUAGAGGGUUUGGAGAAUAUCUUGAAGGUAGGAGAAGCUGAGAAAAACCUUGGCAACACUGGUGAUGUAAAUGUCUAUGCUCAGACGGUCGAAGAUGUGGAGGGUUUGGAGAAAAUCGAGAGCUUACAGUCCCAUGACAACAAUGAGAUAUAUGAGAAGGCGGUAAAGAUUCUUGAAGCAUACUGGUUGGAAGAAGACGACGACACAAUGCCGCCAGGUGAUGCCUCUCAACCGGAUAUGCAAUUCGGAGGGAACGAUCUGCCUCCCAUGCCAUCUGGUGGAUAUAAGUUCGGUUAGAGGAUUAAAGUUGGGUUCUGGUCGGGUCACGCGUCGAGUCUGGGUCAUGGUCGAGUCGAGUCUGGGUCGUCGGUUGAGUCGAGUCUCAGGGACAAGAUCAAGGGGGUGCUUGAAUUAGCCUUGGGUUCCGAGUCUCUGGAAGCGGGUGAGAGAAGUUGGACAUUGUGCUCAUCGUUGAAUGGUUCUUUUCGGAUAUAGUCACUCGUGAGAUUCUUGGGGGCAGCAAGUAUCCCUGACAAAGCGUCGUCAUACAUAAAGCGCCACUGGAGUGCCUGUUUUUGUGGCCAUCACAGGAAAGGUUUCAAUGUCAUAUAUAUGCUUAGGGUCUUCCAUCUAUCUAGUCAUUGUGCUAUAUAUGUCGAUAUCCUUUUGCGUUCUGUCGGAGCAAUGAGUUCCUUGAUUCAUUUUCCUUUGUGUAAGAUUUGUUUCGGUCGGGUCUUAAUUAGCAACUCGAGGUUGCCUUGCAAUAUUUCUUCAUGCGGGUUCUCAAUGUCAUUAUAUCGAUGCAUAGUGUUUUUUUAUCAAAA